Henningerozyma blattae CBS 6284 is the source of this 408-nucleotide messenger RNA. It is a transcript of the gene RPR2, whose product is annotated as ribonuclease P protein subunit RPR2. Gene Ontology annotation, biological process: tRNA processing. Bases 1 to 408 code for a protein of 135 amino acids. NCBI's taxonomy places the organism in Eukaryota, Fungi, Ascomycota, Saccharomycetes, Saccharomycetales, Saccharomycetaceae. Gene Ontology annotation, cellular component: nucleolar ribonuclease P complex. The transcript has a single exon. The record is from RefSeq and is a predicted model, not a curated record.
AUGGCAAAGAAAAAUGUUCCUGGUAAAGAGCAUCUGCAAAGAUUGAAUUAUCUAUAUCAGCUAGCUACGUGGCAUACAUGGCAACCGACGCAUUCAUUAGCUCGCCUCUAUGCACAGUCAAUGCACUCAGUAAGUACUAAAACAAGAAGUUCUAUUCUUCCAAGUAUCAAGAGAACAGUCUGUAAGAAAUGUCAUCGAAUUCAAAUUCCAGGUCGUACUUGUCAUGUCGUAUUAUCAAAUAAAGAUACAAAGAAAAAUGGUAGUAAUGAUCGACCCAAAUCUACAGCGAGCCAUAAAGAUAUUCUAGAAAUACAUUGUACAUGCGGCUCUAUUAAACGUUUCCCUAUUGGGACCAAUAGAGACUACACUUUGGCAUACGAAAAACCAGAUGCAUUAGAAGAAUUAUAA